Molecule: messenger RNA, 1599 nt
Organism: Malania oleifera
Lineage: Eukaryota; Viridiplantae; Streptophyta; Magnoliopsida; Santalales; Ximeniaceae
Exons: 2
Coding region: 346-1356 (336 amino acids)
Source: RefSeq, a predicted model, not a curated record
GGACAACUUGGUGUGAGAUAAUUUAUUGCAAUCGAGACAGAAAAUAAGUACAUGGAAUAGAACGUGGGGGCCAGUCCUUCCCAUCCACAAAUAUUAAACAAUAAGAAAACAUAAACCCAAUAACUCAUAAACCUCAAGAGUCAAGAGAAAAGUAGUAAACAAACAAACAAAAGCCGGUGCUGAAACAGAGGCAUGAGAGGAACAGGGGAGAGAGAGAAACAGAGGAGAUGAUAAGAUGAGCGUAUGAUGGGUGGGAGAGCAUAGGUCCACCACUCCACCCCAUCUAGAACAGCUUGACUUUUUGAGACCCUCCCCAAUGAAUAAUUCAUUAUAUUUCUCUGCAAAAUGGAAUUCUCAAUUUGCAUUUUCGAUUGCUUCUCUUUAAAUGAAAGCGACCCAGAAAAGCAGAGACCCUUCACAGGGUCGGUGACGACAAUGGCUUCUCAACCUCUUCUUUUCUCCCCCAGUUCCUCCUUUUCCUCCACAACCCCUUGUUCUCCCUCUUCCUCUUCCCUCACUUUCCCCUCCCAAGGACCCAUGCCGAGACGGAACGCUCUUGGUCAUGAGCUUUGGGGAAAUUUCAAUGGUGGAGGGAUUCGAUUCGGGACGGAAACGAAGUCGGAGGACGAUUCGGGCGUCUGCUCGCCGCCGUUGUGGAAGACCAGCCGCUCCCCGAGUCCGAAAUCCGGGAAUUCGCCGCCGCAUCCCCACCAGCACCGCAAACGGAGUCUGUCACCGGCGUCGCGGACUCAGGCCAUCGCCAGAGGCCGAAGGGAGCUCAUGGAUUUGGUUAGGAACAUGCCCGAGUCUUCGUACGAGCUGUCUUUGAAGGAUCUCGUCGAGCAGGCGCCGGUGGAAGUCCGACGACAGAGUCCCGGUGAGGAGACGAAAUUGAGAAACGAGGGUUUGGGUUCGGGGAAGAAGAAGAAGAGCGAGAAGGCGCCGCAGAUGAAGAGGAGCGGGAGCAUUGACAAUGGAGGGUUUCUUCUGAAGAUGGUUUUUCCGAUAAAAUUGGGAUCGAAGAAGAGGAGGAAGAAGAAGAAUUCGGCGACGAAUACAUGUGCCAAGGUUUCUCCGAAGCCGCAGGCGUCGGAUGGAUCUGGGAAAGGUGGAGAUAAGGAGUGGUGGAAGAACAGAUCCGGCGAGAGCAGCGGCGGAAGAAGCGGCAGCGCCAACAGCGGAAGCACCAGAAGCAGCGGCAGCAGCAGCAGAAGCAGCAGUAGCAGCAGCGUUAACAGGCAUGUGAGUGGAUUCUUGCCUAGCUGCUGGUCUUUCCUCCGCACCAGGAAAACCAAAAAAGCAGGAGAGAAUAGUCAUGGCAGCUUAAAGACUCCAUCGGAGCUUCCAUCACUGUAGCUGCUCCUUUGCUUUGCAGACUGAACACGAUAUCUUACAUAUGUUCUUGUUCUUGUAAUUAGUAUUUUAAUAAUAUGUAGGUAUGAGAUUAUCUUUUUUCUUUUUUGUAAGGGCUGGUGGGUGGUAAGUGAAUACAUGAGAUCUUCACACUGCAGAAACUACAGGGCAGCAUCUGUAUAUACAGAACAAAGUUUCCAACAAUUCUGUAAUUUUCGUUUGGUUCAAUUUGUUCCAUUUUCUUCA